AUGGAUAAAUUGAAACAAAAGUUGAGAAAGGAAAAACAGACAAAAGAGUGCUCAAAAGACAAGUAUCCGCAGUUCAUAACGGAUGUGAAUAGUAUCAAAGAGAAUCUUAAAAUAAAAGAAAUAUUGAGAACAGUUAAGAUGAGUAAUAGCAUGCGAUUAGAAACCCCUUGUGGUAACAAUGUUGUGAGUAAUGAAGAUUUUAAUAAAGACGAAUGUUUGGAAAUGUCUGCCGAUCAGAAUUCAUCAGAACCGUUAAGCGCGACGAAUCCAGAUGUUUUGAUUACUAAAUCCAUUUCUACCGAUAGCGUAGAGAGUAUUAUAGAUAUUUGUGAAAACGAAUCGACUGAAGAAUUUGAAAACAGUAGUAAAUGUAAUAUUAUACUAGAUGAGGCAAAACAAUCUAUUAACAAUAUAGAAAACAACGAAAAAAAUAAUUCAAAUCACAAUGAAUUAAAUUUACUUGUACCUAAUGGAAAAUCUAGCGAAAAUAGUCGAGAAAGAAAACUGUCCCUAGACCAUACGAUCUUAUCGAGGCAAGAUGGUUUCUCACAAUCUGAAUUAGAUUUGCAUUCAAUUGGGAAAUCUCCACUUGAACGGAAAUCUUCGUUCUUCAGGAAGAAAAUGGAUAGUUUUGUUAGGAAUACAACAGAAAUGUUUAGAAGGCAGAAUAGAUCAUUACAACGCCGGGUUUCAAUGUCAGUAUCUCUUCAAUCAUUAAAUGAAAAAUAUCAGAACCCAAGUGCUGAAACAAUUACAAGCGACCAACAAGAGUCAUAUGGAAGCAAAUCAAGCUUACAAACACCUACCCCAAUAGUGCGUAGCACCUCCAGCUUGUCCCUGAGGCACAGUGCCCAACCGCCAAGUCCUUCUCCGCAAAACAGCCUCGCCGGAAGUAACCCGACCCUACACGCCUUGUCCUCUUCUACUUUAGAGAAUUUACAUUCCAACAGUGAUCUUA
This is a messenger RNA of Brenthis ino (lesser marbled fritillary), 958 nucleotides long. Lineage: Eukaryota; Metazoa; Arthropoda; Insecta; Lepidoptera; Nymphalidae. The record is from the annotation of a GenBank genome assembly.